GCCGACUCCGCAUUCUGUCUGAACGUUCUCUUGUUCUCUAUUCUCAGUGACACCCGCAUCGCCUCUCUCACGAUCUGCGCCUUCUCGCGCCUCUGCUGGCCGACGUCUCUGCGUCCGACUCCCUCUCCACCUUCGUCUGUGUUCAGCUCCGUCCUGCUUCGUUUGGCCGAUCGUCUCUCCACUCUCCCCACUCUCCACCCGGCUGUCUUCUUUCCUCUCUCUCUCUCUCUCAUCUUCGCGCUCCUCUGUCUCUUCUCGGCGCGGACGCUCUCCCGCAGCCGCAGGCCUCGGCUCCGCGCCGCCUUCGGGUGUACGCGUACUUCCUCUGCAGAUUUCUUCGAAGACGCGCCGAGGAUCUUCUGAGUGGAGCCGAGUGCCGAUGACGUAGAAGUCGAGAGCGAGGAGGAGGCGCGUAACUUGGAGGCCGAUGCCGGAGGAGGAGCCCGUGACGAGGACGGCGAGUUUUCUCUCUUGCGCUUUCUCUCGUUCUCUCCAGGAGUUGAACGCUGAGAGGGCAAACGCCGCGCCGCGGAACGAGGCGAUGCCAAGGCACAGCGCGCGAGAAACAAACGAGGAAGAAGACCAGCAGGCGUCCAAGGCAUCCCCCCAAGACUGGCUGUGGUCUAGAGAGAGAGAACGCGGGGAAAGAAACAGAGAGAAAAGAGAGAGCGCCCAGAGACCAGCUUCUGCACUUUUUCCUGCAGUGAUAAGAAGGAGAAGGAGAACAAGACAACAACGAUCCUUCUUUCUCUCCGGGAAGCGAGAGGCCCUCUCUUGGCUUCGCUGGCGGCUCUCCGGCGACCGCAGAGCGAGAGACGGAAGAAGAGGAGACGUCGCUCGCAGAAGGAAACUCCAGGAGAGAGACAAGGCGAAAAGAGACAACACCAUGGCGACACGAGAGGCCCACCGCCGCGCGAUAUUCAUGCAGACUCCGCGCUUGUCGCCAAACACACAAGAAUCGCAGUGUAUGUAUACACACUCGCUCCGACGAAGGCCGACUCGGUCCUGAGAUCAGCCUCCAGACGUCUAAAGACGUUCGGUCGUUGAUGAAUCAUCCAUCGACAGGCAGCUGUCUCGACAUGCCAUAUGUGAGGCGGAACCAGGAAGGAACCAUCGCGUUUGUAGCGACUUGCCUGGAGCAGAUCAUCUGCAUCGCCUAAAAUAGCCAGCCAGGUGAGUGUGUAGACACACAACCGCCGGGCAAGACUCUCCAUUCACUGGAGAGCGUUGCAGGAAGAUUCGAUUUCUUCUGCGACCUGAGAUGCGUCGGGAAAAUCUUUUCCGAGUUUCGCGGUUUGCCUGAGUUCUCUUCAUCUCUCGUGGUUCCUCGUGUCAUCUUUUUUCGUGCAUGCGCAUGCAAACGCUUCGGCGAGUCUCGCUCUCGACCGCGCGCCUCGCCUCUCUCUCCCGUCAAAGAGGCCAAGCACGAAACGCGAGAAAAUCUGUCUCCGCUUGAAGUUCAUGUUUUUACGGCUUGCGUACGAAGGCCUCUGGGAGGCUCCGCGGUUUCCUCUUGCGGCCCGAGGGCAGAACAGGAGACGAGAGGCAAGAGGAGAAGAAGCAUGCGUUCCUGAAGAAAAUGUCUCUGACCUUUCCUCUUCAGUCAGUAGUUCCACUGAUGCGGAGCCGGCGCUUAUGAACUUCUCGGCUUUCGCUGCACCGUUCUGCCUCUUUCGCCCAAAAAAAAACAGCUCCGACCUUACACUGGAGCCAACGCAAACAUCAGCCUACAUCGAUACAUCCCCAUCCAUACAUAAAACGCAUAUGCAUAUAUACAUUUAUGUGCAUCGAUUUUGUAUAUAGUUGAUUCACUUGUGCCUUCCUGUAUAUCCCUGUGUGUAAAGGAGUCCGUGAAAUAUGGGAGCUCCUUCCAGUGCGACCUUCUUUGCAGUUCGCCGGUCACUGGCGAGGCUAUUAUUUUUAAGACAGCCGUCUCUGAGAAUCAAAACCACAUACAUCUACGCGCGUUCGCGCCUUAAUGAGUUGUUAAAAAAGAGUUGAAGUGCGAAGGAUGGCGGGAGUUCCUGAGUCAUCUCUGGGGAGAGGGGUGUCUGGGUUUUCGCCCACGUGCAUGCGCCUGCAAGGCGCCAGUUCCUCUCUUCUCUCGUCUCUCCUCGCGUCUCAUUCAUGGCAUUUUGUCGAAAAUGGAAAUCUGUUGUAUCCUGCAUCUUCACCUGAACAGGCUGCAGAAGAAGGACCGCUGUCGAAUCCGGCAGAAACGCCUGAAGCCGCCAAGAAAGAUCUCUCCGAACGCUCUCCGGCUUUCGCCGCUCCGCCGGGGUGUACAUACACGCCGCCAAAGAGUUCUGCUUCCGAGGAAGAAUCUGCAGUCUUUCUGUCCGUCGGACCGGUGACUCUCGCGUCGCAGCUUUCGCUGCGCAGCCUCGAGGGAAAGCAGAGUGUCGGCCCUCACUCGAAGGAAAACUUGUUUGUGCCCGAAAAAGACUGUUCCGCGACAGAGAGCCUCCCUGUCCUCUUUCGAUUCCUUUCGUCCUCCGCUGGAGUCUCCAAUUGCCAAGGUCGCGCAUGCGAGGCUUCUGCGGCCUCUGCCCUUUCCUUCCGAGUGUGCUCGGUUUCUCUUCCUUGUUCAGACACCAAACGCCUCCAGAAAACCUCGAGGUCUCUUCCGUUCCCAGCGGGCGCCUGUGUCUGUGCAUGUUGCGGGGAACUAAGAAGCUCCGAACGGUCUGUCCACCCCAGAGCGGCGUUGCGUUCGCCGCUGCGCCAGUUUGCCUUCAUCGCUCUGCACCGCAACAGCUUCCUUCCGCUCCGGUCGGUUCUCCCUCUUCUCCGGGCACACAGAGCAGCGAUGCGGACAGGGAGGAACUUUUCUUCCCUCGCUCCUGUCCAGCAAGAAGGCGAGGGAGACCGCGGAAGCAGAGAGGCCAUGAAAGACGAGCACGCAGAUGAGACGGGGAACGGUCUCGCGGCAGAACGGGAGGCGAGAACGGGGAAGAGGUGCAGGCGCGACGCCGCGCAGAGCGAUGCGGACAGCAAGAAAGGCGACAGCGGAGAGAAGGAAAGACGACGAGAAGAGGACGCGGAAGAGGACGCGGAAGGGGACGGUGGGCGGCGGUUUCUUCUUCAGGGAGCAAGGGAGAGUUUCGCUUCGAUAGACCGCGAGGCCAUGCAGAAAGGCGAGAGAAGAGAGAGAGAAGAACGCGAGCAACAACAGACUGUGUCGCUCGAGAGCAUGUCGAGUGACCGAAGGCAAAGAGUCUUAGAAAUCACCUUGAGGGAAAAGGUCGAGUCUGGGGCAAACGCGGGCCAAACUUGGAAAAACGCGAGGAAGCGAACGCGAGAGAAAGGUUCAGAACAGAGGGACAGUGACCCAGAAGAACGCGUGAGGCUGCAGAACAAAGCAGCGAAGCGAGACUGUCGGAUGGUCGUGGAUUCAAGAUCUCUCUUUGCUCCGGCAUCAGGGGAGAGCUCUGAAGGCUUUGCUCCUGAACAUUCGUCGCUUGACUCCUCUGAAAAUGGCAGCUCGAAACGACGGAGUUCUUUGACCGUAGAAGGAACUUCAUCGGAGAGCUCGUCUUCUCAUCGCUGCUCGACGCCCUCAGCCUCUCGUGCUUCUGCUUGUCCUCUCCACGCUUCUCUCUCGCGUUCUUCUCCGUCUUCUCCUUCGAGUUUUUCUUCUUCUCCUCUCUGCUGCUCGUCUGAACUCUCGUCUCAGACUUGCUUCUGUCUCGCUUCUUCCGCUUCUCCCCCUUCUUCCCGCUCUCCUUCUUCUGCCUCGGCUUCUGCUUUGUGUCGUUUGUCUCCGUCUGCGAAUCUGCGAACUCAAUCGUUCGAGCCGAUGAGAAGUCAGUGGCAGCUCGGAGUCGCCAUUUGUUUAGCCGACGCUCCGAGCGAGGAGACAGGUCCUUCCGACUCCAAGCCGAGACACCCGAAAACGCAUGCAGCGGCGGCCAGUGAUCGCGAGGCGUCUUGGGCUGGAGGCGCAGACCUUGUCGACCUCUUCUUGCAGUCGGCUUUAGAGCCUUGUGGAUGGACAAGAAACUGGGGGACGCGAAGCGAAGACAAAGUCGACGGGGGAAGCCGAAUGGCUCGCGUUCCCGGCAGCUCUAAGGGCGUUUCGCACAACGCGGCCCAGGGUCGGAGAGAGCGCAUUUUAUACACUUUGAAUUUCGUCGAUUUCGACGUGCUCAGGACGCACAUCUCCUUUAAAAAACGCUGACAAACGGGCAAGCCGGAGACCCAUGGGUCGCAAAAAGGAAAUGUUUUUAAUAUGAUGUUGAUAUGCCUCCAAUUCAAAACCGAUUCUCGUCUCGACUCCAGCGCCCCCAUUCAAUCUUUUGCAAACACUGAUGUCGAUAUACUUAUAUAUAUAUAUAUAUAUGCAUAUACAUUUAUACAUUUACAUAUGUACUUUUAUAUAUUUACAUAUGUGUGUGAAUACGCUUCUUCAUUUA
Toxoplasma gondii ME49 is the source of this 4415-nucleotide messenger RNA. RefSeq lists its product as hypothetical. The record is from RefSeq and is a predicted model, not a curated record. Bases 2012 to 4180 code for a protein of 722 amino acids. The transcript has a single exon. NCBI's taxonomy places the organism in Eukaryota, Apicomplexa, Conoidasida, Eucoccidiorida, Sarcocystidae.